Molecule: messenger RNA, 7248 nt
Organism: Cyprinodon variegatus (sheepshead minnow)
Lineage: Eukaryota; Metazoa; Chordata; Actinopteri; Cyprinodontiformes; Cyprinodontidae
Gene: zbtb16a
Product: zinc finger and BTB domain containing 16
Exons: 8
Coding region: 302-2296 (664 amino acids)
Biological process (GO): regulation of transcription by RNA polymerase II
Cellular component (GO): nucleus
Molecular function (GO): RNA polymerase II cis-regulatory region sequence-specific DNA binding; DNA-binding transcription factor activity, RNA polymerase II-specific; protein binding
Source: RefSeq, a predicted model, not a curated record
UUGAGAGAGCGGGUACUGCGAACUGCCUUACUAUGCUGUAGCCCCAACCCCCGUGCACUUCACGGAGUCAAAACGUGCAACUUAGCGCUCUGCUCGCUGCGCUUGUCCUCGCUCAACCUUUUGCGCUGAAGUUGCCAGCGGACGCCAGUCCGGCUCAGCCAAGUUGAGGAGUUCUGGCUUUGGAACAAGUGUGUACCUGAUUGCGCUGCAAGGUAAUACUUGUUUACAAAGAGGGCCAAAAGCUCUCCUGAACGGGGGAAGGCAAGCCUCAUGAGUCGGCCUCGUGGAUUUCAUCGACAAAAUGGAUUUAACUAAAAUGGGUAUGAUCCAGCUCCAGAACCCCAACCAUCCCACCGCUCUGCUGCAGAAGGCCAACCAGAUGCGUCUGGCUGGGACUCUUUGUGAUGUUGUCAUCAUGGUGGACAGCCAAGAGUUUCAUGCUCACCGGACUGUGCUAGCCUGCACCAGCAAAAUGUUUGAAAUCCUCUUCCAUCGCAGCAGCCAGCAUUACACCCUGGACUUUCUUUCACCAAAGACUUUUCAGCAGAUUUUGGAGUAUGCUUACACUGCCACACUCCAGGCCAAGGUGGAGGACUUGGAUGAUCUCCUUUAUGCAGCAGAGAUCCUGGAAAUUGAGUAUUUGGAAGAACAAUGCCUCAAGAUCCUGGAAACCAUUCAGUCCUCGGAUGAAAACGACGUUGAGGUCAGCGCUAACGACGGCAGCACAGAGGAGGAUGAAGAACGUAAAGGCCAGAAUGGAGCCAAGAUCUCUAAAAAACAUUCCAUGGAGAGCUCCUAUUUGUCAGGUACCCAACAAUCUUCCAACAUGUCUGGUGUAGUAGACCAGAGUCCCUCCGUCUCUACUUCCUUUAACGUCUCCAACCUGAGUCCCACCAAAGCUGCAGUGGACAGCCUGAUGAGCAUUGGCCAGUCUCUGCUGCAGCAAGGCUUUGGUGGGGAGCAGCUAAUCCACGCUAACUCUCAUCACCUAAUGUCUGAGAUCAAGACUGAAAACAUGCAGGUAGACAUGAGUGGAAACGGCCACGAAAGCCCUCAAAACAUGGAGUCCAGUGCCUCCAGCAAUGGAGACCGGAGCGGAGAAGACCGGAACCGAGAUGGUCCUGGAACCCCAACCAGAAGCAGUGUGAUCACCAGCGCCCGGGAACUGCACUACGUCCGCGACGAAAACAUGGUCGACCACCAAGCUGAAGUCAGUCAGAUGGGUCUGGAGGCAAUGGCGGGAAUGACAGAGAAACAUCUCGCCUCGCUAUACUCCCUCCCUGUUAAUCACAAAUCAGACGCCAUGAUGUCCAUGCCGGUGUCCAUGGCCUCCGCCCUCCCCAUGUCUCCAGCUCUGGCUAUGUCUAUGGACUUCAGCACCUAUGGGGGGCUUCUGCCACAGAGCUUCAUCCAGAGAGAAUUCUUCAGCAAGCUGGGUGAGCUGGCAGUGGGCAUGAAGCCGGAUGGCAGGAACCAGCAUGAGCGGUGCAACGUUUGCGGUGCAGAGCUGCCAGAUAAUGAAGCUGUAGAGCAGCACAGAAAGAUGCACAGUGGAAUGAAGACCUACAGCUGUGAGCUUUGUGGGAAGAGCUUUCUGGACAGCCUUCGUCUACGGAUGCAUUUGCUCUCUCAUUCAGCCGGAGAGAAGGCCAUCGUCUGUGACCAGUGUGGUGCCCAGUUCCAGACUGAGGAAUCCCUGGAGGCUCACCGGCAGAUCCACACUGGAUCUGACAUGGCCAUCUUUUGCCUUCUUUGUGGGAAGCGUUUCCAGACCCAGACAGCACUGCAGCAGCACAUGGAGGUGCAUGCCGGCGUUCGUAGCUACAUCUGCAGCGAAUGCAACCGGACGUUCCCCAGCCAUACUGCACUCAAACGUCACCUCCGCUCUCACACCGCAGGGGACCACCCGUUCGAGUGUGAAUUCUGCGGGAGCUGCUUCCGGGACGAGAGUACACUGAAGGGCCACAAGCGCAUCCACACCGGGGAGAAGCCCUAUGAAUGUAACGGCUGUGGGAAGAAGUUCAGCCUAAAGCACCAGCUGGAAACUCACUACCGUGUGCACACAGGUGAGAAGCCAUUCGAGUGCAAGCUGUGCCACCAGCGAUCCAGGGACUACUCGGCCAUGAUCAAGCACCUGCGCACCCAUAACGGCGCCUCGCCCUAUCAAUGCACCAUCUGCCUGGAGUACUGCCCCAGCCUGUCAGCCAUGCAGAAGCACAUGAAAGGUCACAAGCCUGAAGAUAUCCCCCCAGACUGGCGCAUAGAGAAGACCUACCUGUACCUCUGCUACGUCUGAUACGGGAUCGGGGUGAAAGGAGCGAGGAGGGAGGGAAUGGGGGUAGAGAGGUAAGGGGGAAUGUAACAGAGCAGGUAGGAGGUCCUGAAGAGUAAGGAAUGUUAACUAGAAGAUGCGAGAAAAAAGGAGGGCUUGUGUUUUUUGUUUUGUUUAGGGUUUUUUUUUUACAUGUAAAGGUGGUGAUGGGGAGCUGGGUAUAGGGGCAAAGACCGGGGGGGGGGCUAAGAGACUUGAAUGUGGAGUUGUUCUCCGCUAUGUGUCGGAUUCACCGGGUCAUUCACUACACCUGGAACUGUGUUAUUGGUUCAGGUCAUUUCUUGCAAAAACACAAAGCAAGUAGGCUACAAAGAAGUGACUCUAUGGGUGCCGCACUGAUAAGAAAGCUGAUUCUCGAGGGCUGUCUGCCUGCACAUCCUUCCCUUAGUUCCAUCUUCUUUUUCUGAUGCACCUAAUUUGUAAAAGAAAAAAAUAUUACCCCAGAUUUUGAAAGAUUUGAAUCGUCUAUUAUUGUCCUUGAUUUGUGUUUCCUUUCCCAUGCCUAGAAUUUGAAAGUUUUUUGUGUCCAUUCCCGAAUCCCUCCAGAAGCGAUGAGACAGCCCCUGAGAAUCAGUACGAGAGCCUGCAGGCUUAUGCAGUAGAUGAACCGGACGUGUGGGACUAUUAAAAAUGCUGCAAACCAAGCACUCAUUUGGUUAUGAGCAGGGAAGACGCUCUCGCUGCUUCCCCCAGGAGGUCUCCCCAGUUUCUUCAUCAGUCUUCCUGGGUCUGCAUCUCUUUUUCGAGUGCGGGUUAAAGACGCUCGAGUCACCACUGGCCUCUCAGGGCCAACGACUUUUAUGUCAUUUUUUUGUUUGUUUGUUUUUUUGUUUAGCUCUGCAUCAUAGUUUAUCAUGGCUUGAUUGCACAGGUAAAGCAAACUACGACAACAGUCUCUGUUCGACGUCAGCAAAGUGUAUAAACCCUUUGAUGAAAUAUAACUCGCUAUCAUAAUAUCGCACAAUAAAAAACCCAGACAUAUUCAGCAAAUGAUAACUGGAAUGCUUUUACCCAUGCGCAUUUAUCCCGAUGUAUCUCACACUAACAAUAUCCGACAUAAACUGACUCAUAACAGUAACGCUUUGACUGCCAACGAUCUGUCAACUCACCACGGUCGGGGGAAAUUAAUCAUAAGGGGAGAAGGGUUGUCGUCUGCAUGGGUCCUGUGACUCUGACUGUUCGUAGUGAAUGUGGAGGAAGUGUUGAGGAUGCCUUAGCUGCACAAACUCUGACAUUUGUCAGUUUUAAGGACUUGAUAUGGCAAAAAUCCUGAAUGUGAACGUCUGAAAGCAAGGUGCGCAUAAGGCUCUGUGGAAAUGCAGGUUUAUUCUGUCUGUUUCGUGUCAGAAACCUAAAAUUGCCACUUUUAGACUUUUUUUAUUUGUACUUUUUUUGCCUAGAAGUCAUAAAGACAGGAAACCGGAAGCAUCUUUACCAUUUGAAAUGUGCCCUUCUGCUCAGUCCUUCAAGGGAAAAGAUUGCUGAAAUAGUCACGGUUGACAUCUCCCAACUUUCUGGCGUUUUAAACUGUGGCAUGUCCGGUCACACGAGUGAUUGUCGUGACAUCUUCUUGGGAAUUACAUAUCCAAAAGGCAGGUGUGGAGGGGGAGAUCAGAAAUCACUGAUUGAAUGAGACAUGGCCAGGCAGUGAAAGAAACGACAGAGUAAAUGGGCUCUUUCUGUGGUUCCGUCUGUGCGCUUUGUCCCUCUUUGUCUCUUAUUGUGUUUCUUUUUUAUUGACCUUGAGUUUGGGCUCAACACAUUGUACUUGAAUUACCUCUCGCUCUUUUUUUUUUUUUCAUGUGACCUCAUGUUUCUUGUGUAUUUUAUAAUUUUUCCCUUGUGUUUGGCGUGUAUAUUUUGUUUUGGUUGAUGCGUGUCAGAGAAUGCGUCGCAAAAAAAUGUGAUAAGGUGGAGAGGUUUGCAGAGAAAUUAAGUGCCACAGAGAAGAGAUUCUGUUUCUUUUUUUUUUAUUUUGUGUUUUCUUUGUUACCAAACCUGGUAUUAUUAAUUCUGUUUAAGGAGCCGGAUGGUUCAUUUGUUAUAAAAGCUACCUCUAAGUUGUUUUCACAUUAGUAUUUUUUUUUUUUUUGCAAAAAAAGAAGACAAAAAACAUUUUUUUUGUGUGUUUUUGUUCUGCAUUAUUUGUCAAAGCUAGUUCAUCUCACGCUUUCUUUCAAGUUGAUUUAUAUUUGUCUCUGUUUUCAAGAAAAGUAUAUAAAAGGGUAAAGCAGAUGUGGGGCAGGAUGAGAAAAGUCAUUCGAAUGGAUGUUUAUUCUUCUCUAACGUUCUCCCCUGCGCCUCCGACAACAGGAGAGCAGAGAAAAAAAAUUUUUGAAGCCUUAAAGUGACGAGUAGGACAGAAGAGUUGUGUUACUUUUUGAGAGUGUUUAAAAACAAGAAUUUAAACUUGAACAUAUGUGAAUAGAGUUGUAGUUUUGUAAUGUGAAAUGAGAAAAAAAAAACCAACAUACUGAUCAUGACGUUAGUUGAAAACGCUGCAGCGCACAGGGCAGGUCAUAUUUGAAGCAGAGCGCGUUGGACAAUUUGGAAGUGCAAAGCGUAAUCGAAAAAAACAAGAAAAGAUUAAAAAACCAGAAGGUUAAAAAUAGAGCUUCUCCCUUUGAUAGAAGCAAGAGUGUUUGUUUCUGAACAAGAGCCAACAGAGGCAAUUUGAUAUAUGAAAAAAAAUUGUGAUAUUUUUGUAUUCCGUGUCGGUCCUUUUUUCCAUUUUUGUGGAGGGUUAAAGCAGGGCACAAAUAAUAUUUGUAUUUCUUUCUUUUUCUUUUUUACUGUUUUUUUUUCCCUCUUUCUGGGUGUGAAUCAUUUUUGCCUUGCUCCUCUUUGAUAUUGUUGGACAAAAACAAAACAACAAAAAAAAAAAAAAACGGUGUGAACAUGUUGUAAUAAGUGUCGCUUUCUGGAUGUCAGUUGCAUUGUCGGUGAAGGACUAAAUCUAUCCACCACCAGUUUUACAAGUGUGUGUAAAAGUUACGGUUAAAAAAAAUAAAAGAAACAAGACGAUACAAAAAGAGAAAAAAAAUAUAUCGGAACGGUAGACAGGGGGCGCUGCCAAACCGACCAAUUAGUACUCGUCACUCAUUGUUUAUGUCAAUCAAACUUGACUGUCGACUUUUUUAAUUUACUUUAUUAUUUUUGUACUUGAAAAAAAAAAAAAAGAAGGGAUGGCAUGUCCCAUUGUGUCUUGCCAUUUUAUUCUUAAACACUGUGAGCUGAGGGGAGGGGGGGGCCCUUCAGAUAACAUCCACCUACUAUAAUAAUAAUCAAAAAAAGCAGUCACAGUUCAGUCUAACCUCCACAAUGCAAGACCUGUUCAGUCACAUUAUCUUUUUCAUCGUCCUCUGAAUGUUUUCUACUUGUUUGUGUGUAUGAAAAGAAUGGUAACUGUAUGAGUGAGUGUGUUAGUGAGAAAAUGCACUAAUCAGAUACAAGAUAAAAUGAUAUUCUAUGCCACUUUUUUUUCUGUUGGGGAAAAAAUAUAUAUAUAUAAAUAUAUACAUAUACAUUGGCAUUGAUAUAGUUCUUCCCUCAGUGUUCCUCGGGUGUUUCUGUACUAUCUUUGUGCCUAAAAAUGGAAAUUGUUCGACAAAAAUAAUCCAUCUGUAUCUGCUUUUGUUCUGUAUUUCCAGAAGAAUAUAAAAAUGUUGUCUCCAGCACCCUAGGGAUGUCAUGAAGCUCAAUUUAUGACUUCUUUUUUUUUUUUUUAGAGCAAAUUAUGCGAUAAAAUCUCUGGAUUUACUUCUUUAAGCUGUACUCUGUUAUUGGCAUCCGGAAGCACUUUCUCUGCCGCCAGAUAUAAAAAGAACAUUUGGAAGUUCAUGCAAUUAUUUGUCUACAAACAGCAGAUUUUUUUUUUUUUUUUUGAGAAAAUGACUAAAAACCUUCACAGGUGUAGGUUGGCACUAGGGUUUUUUUUCCCUUCUGCUUGGUUAUGUUUAUAAAAGUACUUUUUUUUUAAUCCCCUUGUUUUACAAAAUGCAUUUAUCAGACGGGGAUGUAAAAUUUGGUCCGAGAGGAAUCAUGGCAUCCCUGGAAGCUGGCACUCUGUGUUUUUUGGUGUGGUGUUUUCUAGAACAAAGUAGCCAUUUUCAUGCAGUGUUGCAGUGCAUGUGCCAUUGAGGUCUAGACUAAAACUGUUUUGAGUAACAAAGCACCAAGACAUUGUAUUUUUUUAUAUUAGCACUGAGGACCAAUUGCCCUGUCGGACCAAGCGUGACGAAGCUUUUUUAUGUUGUUUUCUUUCUUUUUUUUUUUUUUUACCCCCUCGUCUUUCCCUGGCUUUGUCUGUGCUGCUUCUCUCCAUUGUUGUGACAGCACAAGUGCCAGUCGAGUUGCUCUGUAUUAAGAAAAUAGUGUUUUUAUUAUGAUUUGAAUUGUUUUAGUUUUUGUCUACCUCAGCACCUAAUCUUAGCCUAAUUGUUAGAAGGUGCCCAAUUAUUUUUUAUUUUCUUUCUGUUGUUCUCGUAUUGUUGUCACUUGUACAAAAAAAUGAAAUUAAAAAAAUUGUUUUUGACAUUUUUUUUUUUUUGCAUUAGAGCUUUGCAAAGGUCCUUUGUCUUUUCUGGCGACAAUGUGCUAUUUUAUUUUUUUUUCGGUUUUGUUUUCCCGUGGCAGUACGUUUCCUGUUUAAGUCGUGGCACCAAUCUACAGCCACCGUCUGUUGAUAUAGAGGUUGUUUUCUUUAUUUUGUUUCUUUUUUUUUUCCUCCUUUUUUGUUUUUUUUUUUCCAUGUAGAUUCAGACACAUCUUUGUAACAUUUCAGUGUUCUCUGAUGGAGUGUUGAAAAAAAAAUAAAAUAAAAACGAAACUUAAAAGAUUUCAUGCUGCAGGUUCUCUUCUCCAUGUUGUCAAUAAAGUCAACGUUGUACCUUUUGAUGGGAAAAUAUAUUAAAACU